Messenger RNA from Aspergillus aculeatus ATCC 16872, 1692 nucleotides. Its product is annotated as flavin-containing monooxygenase. The record is from RefSeq and is a predicted model, not a curated record. The coding region runs from base 1 to 1692 and encodes 563 amino acids. Lineage: Eukaryota; Fungi; Ascomycota; Eurotiomycetes; Eurotiales; Aspergillaceae. The transcript has 4 exons.
AUGCCAGAUAUUAGCAAUGGUGAUUAUGGCCUUUACUACCCGGUAAUUAUCAUCGGAGCUGGAAUAUCUGGCAUCGGAUGUGCGUGCCAGCUGCAACGCAAAUCAAGAGUGGAUCAAUUCAUGAUUUUUGAGGGUCAGGGCGGAAUCGGUGGGACAUGGUGGAGUCACCGGUACCCAGGGGUAGCUACUGACUCACCCUCACCACUAUACUCUUAUUCUUUCGCUCCCAAGGCAAACUGGUCGGGUCCCAAGGCUACUGGCAAGGAGAUGUACGCCUACCUGCUUGCGAUCUGCGAGCAGUACAAACUCCUAGAUAGGAUCCAACUCAAUAGCGCCGUCAUGGAGUUGACGUGGGAUGCCACUCGAGAUGAAUGGCAGGCGACGGUCGUCACCCCCGAGAGUCAAACCACUGUAAGGGCCAAAAUCGUGAUCAGCGCAGUCGGCAAGGUCGGAACUCCCGACAUGUCGGUAUUGAGAGAUAUCCCAGGCAUCGAGACAUUUCAGGGCCAUACAAUGCACACGGCGCAGUGGGAUGACUCUAUUCCCUUGAUGGGCAAAGACAUCACGGUCCUAGGUGGGGGAUGCAGCGCUGCGCAGCUCGUGCCGCAACUGUUGCUUCCCGGGGGCACGAUUGGGCCAGGAUCAGUCACCCAAAUUGUCCGUUCGCCUCACUGGGUCACUGCGGAUCCUUACUCGGGUAAAUUGUUGGAAUUAUGGAAUCGAUGCAUGCCAUUGAUUACCAGGAGCAGACUAGGCGCCUGGUUGGCCCGUCUCGUGCUUUUCAGCAUCUACGAACUGUUCCACUUCACCUUCUAUAGGCCGCAUCCCAAGGGAGGCAAGCUGCAAAGAUGGUUACAACGGAUACUGAUGCGCUACCUGGGCCAGAGGGCCCCGAAGGAAUAUCAUAGCAUGCUCACGCCAAGAUACGCGGUUGGGUGUAAGAGGCUAAUCCUCGAUCCAGGCUGGUUUGACAGUUUAUACGAUCCGAGGUUUCGCCUUCACAAUUCACCCAUCAAGCGGUUCGAGCACACCUCAGUGAUCCUGGACCACGGCGGCCUGGAAGUCAAAGUGCCCACUGAUGUACUCAUCCUGGCGACAGGAUAUAGCCCAAGUGCAAAUCUUCUCUCGUCUAUGCGCAUCAAGGGGACAGAUGAAGCCGAUCUCCACGACUUAUGGGCUGCAAGGGGAGGACCACAAGGUUAUUUAGGUGUCGCAAUGGACCAUUUCCCCAAUCUUUUCUUUAUCCACGGACCAAAUUCUUCGGUUGGGCACACUAGUGUCAUGGCCGGUAUUGAGAACUCCAUCACCUAUAUCCUGCACCUCGCCGAGCCUGUACUGAACGGUAAAGUCGCAGCCCUGGAGGUCAAGGAGGAAGCGUGUCUGCGGUGGACCAGGAAAGUGCAGCUAGCUUCGAAAGACUCCAUUUGGGCCAAAGGCGGCUGCACCAACUGGUACAUUGAUUCAAAUGGCUGGAACUCGAUGAUCUACCCAUUCUCCCUAUUCUACAACUUCUACACUUGCAUAUCGCCAGAUUGGAACGACUGGACCCUCACUUACACAAAGCUGGGAUUUGGUCAGCCUCUGCGAACAAGAUCAAGGUUCCCGCUCUGGAUCGUGGUUAUUGUGAUUACUUGUUUUAUCCCCCUCUUCACGCAAUUCGCCCUGAAGAGUACUACCGGAGAGACAUUAUAG